GGAUGAUGGAUUAGUUGAUAAGCAUUAAGUAUCGGUUAAACGUUAAUAUGUAAAAUAAAUGCUGUUUAAAUAUUUGUUUUUUUAAAGACGAAUUAUUUUAUGUUUUUAAUAGUUGAAAUAUUUUAACUUGUGUUUUUAUUGAAUUGAAUCUUUUUUAUUUUGGACAACUUUAAAAUAAAGUUCAGGUUUAGUAAGUAAAUAAUGCCACCAAAGUUUGGUGGUGCUCCGAAGUGUGGGAGAUGCGACAAGCCGGUUUAUCCCGCUGAAGAACGAUUGGCUGCUGGAAAAUCAUGGCAUUUUGGUGGAUGCUUCACUUGCAGAGUAUGCAACAAAACGUUGUCUUCUACAACAGUAGCAGAGAAUAAAGAAGCUCAAGAAAUAUUUUGCAAAUCCUGCUAUGGCAAGUUUUACGGACCAAAAGGCUAUGGUUAUGGUGCCGGCGCUGGUACAUUAAGCAUGGAUGCUGGUGAUGGAUAUGCAACAAAUAAUGCUCCGUUAAAUCAAUCUUUAUACACUGAAAACUACUUAGGUGGAAACCCUUGCGGACGUUGUGGAGGCUCUGUAUAUACUGCCGAACAAAAUAUUGCUUCAGGCCUGUAUUGGCACAAAAACUGUUUUCGCUGUCGAUCCUGCAACAAGAGUUUAGAUUCGACAAAUGUUCAAGAAAAUACGGCGGAACAAGAAAUAUAUUGCCAACCUUGCUACAAUAAGUUUUUCGGACCAAAAGGAUACGGUUAUGGUGUCGGAGCAGGGGCGUUAACGAAUACUGGAAGAAUUAGUCAAGAAUCAUACAACUAGAUAUUGAUGUUUUAAACAAAAUUUAAAUCCAUUACUUAUUUACAUUAUUUAUUUUAUAGAUUUUUAUAAAUUGUCUUUGUUGCAUUAUAAAUUGUAGUUAUAAUUUGUAUAUUAAAACAAAGCAAUUCUGUUAGAUUUUAAAAAA
Messenger RNA from Hydra vulgaris (swiftwater hydra), 943 nucleotides. RefSeq names its product cysteine and glycine-rich protein 2. The record is from RefSeq and is a predicted model, not a curated record. Lineage: Eukaryota; Metazoa; Cnidaria; Hydrozoa; Anthoathecata; Hydridae. Gene Ontology annotation, biological process: muscle tissue development; sarcomere organization. Gene Ontology annotation, cellular component: nucleus; cytoplasm; Z disc. Gene Ontology annotation, molecular function: structural constituent of muscle; actinin binding.